AUGGGCGUGGCCCUGGCAGUAGAUAUCAAAAACGUGGUGCCAGUGCCAGUCAAUCGAAAAUUUGUCAUACAAUCAGUGCAAACUAAUUCUGAUAACGACUUUGUGGAAUAUUUUAGAAAAGUGCCCAAUGAACGAUUCCUUUACACCUUUCGCGUAGUCAAACCAGCUACGUCCUUCACAAUCAGUAUUACCCUGAGUACCGUAAAGUCCAAACGGAUAAUGUACAAAAUUGACAAAUUGAACGGCUGUCAAUUCUUGAAAAACCAGAUGAUGAACAAGUUUCUGUCACAGAUCUAUCGAGCCUUAGUCGUGAACAACACAUUAUUUGAGUGCCCGAUCCGUGCGAACGUUUACUUCCUGAGGAAUUUGAUCAACCCCAAGAUUAUGCCCCACUUUCACCCGCUCGGCUACUAUCAACUAAGCAUACGCAUUGAAAUGCCGGAGAACCGAAAGCCGUUGAUUAUGGAGAUUCUCUCAAAGUAUUUUGUGCUAGCCAUAAAAUGA
This is a messenger RNA of Drosophila arizonae, 504 nucleotides long. RefSeq lists its product as uncharacterized. Lineage: Eukaryota; Metazoa; Arthropoda; Insecta; Diptera; Drosophilidae. The record is from RefSeq and is a predicted model, not a curated record.